This is a messenger RNA of Bathycoccus prasinos, 2337 nucleotides long. RefSeq lists its product with no specific name. Gene Ontology annotation, molecular function: protein binding. Lineage: Eukaryota; Viridiplantae; Chlorophyta; Mamiellophyceae; Mamiellales; Bathycoccaceae. The transcript has a single exon. The record is from RefSeq and is a predicted model, not a curated record. The coding region runs from base 1 to 2337 and encodes 778 amino acids.
AUGGAUAAAAUGGAAAUUAAAGACAAAGACGAGGAAAGAGCAGCAAUUGUUCACAAUAAAAGAGAAGAAGCGUCGUCGCUGAAUAACACGCAUUCGAACGAGAAGGAGACGGUAUCGUUGCAACGAAAGAAGACGACCCAGGUAAAGAGUCCGAGUGAGAAGAAGAAAACAAAAAGCAACUUUGCUGAGGCGGCUGGAACCACCAAGAGGAGGAGUCUUAAAGCGAAUACUAACGCGCACAAGAAACGCCUGAUGGCAGAGAAGUACAGGAGAGAGCAUCAUCAAAAUCAUCGUAAGAAUACUAAUACUCAUAGUACUAAUACUAAGAACGAAAAGGAGGGUGUUCAUAGAAACGCGGAGCUGGAUUCGAUGCGACCGGGCGAGCGGAUCGUGAAAGCGAUGGAGAAUAUCAGCGCGUUCGAUAAGUAUAGGUAUUACUACGGCGGGGGCAAGAAAAAAGACGAAGACGACGAAGACGAAGACGAAAUGGCGUCUUCAUCGGAAUACGAACCGAUUAAUUUUGAUUUAGUUGAAGUGGACAGCACGGAAGUGGAGAGGUUGUACAAAAGUCUGGAACGAGAUCCCGCGGAGUUAUCCGCGGACGACGAGUUUAAGGAUUUGUUGAUGGAGGUUGACGCUUCUUCUUCUUCUUCUUCUUCUUCUUUUGAGGAUGGAGGAACUGACGACGAGGAGAACAACAACAACAACAAGAACAACAACAACAAAGAAGAAGACUUUGAGAGGAGGAGCGGUGAAAAUAGCAGCAGCGGCAAUAAUAGAGGUAGUAAUAAUAGUCUUAGCGGGGGACAACAACGCAGGCGAUACAACAACAACGUCAUCGGCAACCACAACACCACCACCACCAGAACAACGAACGCGGACGUGUUCCAUUUGAAAGACGUCGCGCGAGCGGUGAUUAAUCCGUCCUCGUCGUUGGCGCAACACAAUCUAGACGAGAUGAAAAACAGCAAGAUCGAGAAAGAUCCGAACCAUAAGUUUGGCACGUCGACGAUUAAUUUCGCGAUUAAAGAGUUGGGGGAGAGAAACGACUUUUCGAGGGCGUACGCGUUGUACAGGUGGAUGUCCACGCAAGCGUUUAACGACGAAUCGAAAUACUCGCCGAACGCGUACACGUUUUGCGCCUUGGCGUCGAGCGCAAAGACGAGUCGCGAGGUGAGAAUCGUCCUCGAGGUGUGGAGAGGCGAGUUGAAAAUCGCAAAGCACAUGUUGAAUAAUAAUAAGAAUACUUCGAAAGCAACAGGAGGAAAAGAUGUAGAUUUCGAUUCCACGCAAUCUUGGCUCGCGCGAAACGAGUGCGCCUCCGCCGCGAUUGCCAUGACGACGAAAAUCGGCGAUUGGCAAUCCGCGUUGGAGAUUUUCAACGACGUGAAGAAGAUUGGGAACGUGAAGAGAAACAUUUACACGUACACGGCCAUCUUAACCGCGUUGAGAGAUAGCGGCAAAGCGGACGAGGCUGAGCAAAUUUUGUACGAAAUGUUAGAGGAAAGAAACGUCCGAGUGACUUCUCUAGCGUUCAGUUUAGCAUUGGGCGCGUUUGAAGUCGCUCGAAUGUGGCAAGAAGGGAACAAACUCGCGAAAUCUGCGUUUAAAGUGUUCCAAAUUGACUCACCGGAUGCGACGUUAACGCACGCGAUUAUCACCAUGGCAGGUCGCGCUGGAGAUUUGCAAUUCGCCUCGGAAACGUUCGAGAACAUGAAGAAUUCAACGUUAGUGGUGACGACGUAUUCGUACAACGCCUUAUUAGGCGGGUACGCGCGGUACGGGGACUGGGAAAGUGCUCACAGAGUGUUUAGCGAUUUACGCCAAGCGCAUUUGCAACCGGACAGGUACACGUACACCCAACUCAUCUCAGCCGCGGAACGCGCGGGAGAGUACGAAGCCGCCGACGUCGUGUGGCGCGAAAUGUUGACAAAAUCUCGACACGUCGUCCCGCACACCGUCAUGUGCGGCGCGUACAUUCACUGCUUGGCCAGACAAAGACGAAACUUGGAAGCUGAGGACGUGUUGGAAACGAUGAAAGCGAGAUGGGAUGUGCCUCGAAACGCCGCGGUGUACAACGCGUUAAUCGGCGCGCACGUGCGCGCCGGAGAUGUGCCGAAAGCCUUACACGUCUACGAUCGCAUGCAAAAAGAAGACAACAUCAUGGCCACGGAAAUCACGUUCGCGGUGUUAAUCCGCGCGUGCGAGGAAGACGGCGAGUUUGUCAAAAUGGCCGAUCUGUUGCAACAAGCGAAAGAGUUGUUGGCGAGAGAAGGCAAAUUGGUCAUGGAUUUAACCGGAGGAGGCGGAAGAGGAGGCUCGAAUGGGUUGUUUUGA